UACAGAUAAGGAGAAAUUAAUCAAAUUCGAUGAUGGAAGUGUUUUGACAAAGACGCUUGGACUUCAAUGGAAUCCCGAGGCUGAUAUUUUCAUAUUUUCGUUUACUCCUCGCCAAAACAAUAGAAAAAUUACUAAGCGCUCAGUUUUGUCGAUUAUUGCUCAACUUUAUGAUCCAUUGGGAUUAAUUGGACCCGUAGUGUGCAAGGCAAAAAUAUUCCUUCAGCGACUGUGGGUGGAGAAGAUCGAUUGGGAUGAAAGUCUACCAAUGACUUAUCAAACAGCAUGGCUUCAAAUUUACGAUGAGUUUAGUAGUAUAGGAAAUAAGACCUUUCCACGAUAUGUUGGCUUACCAAAUUCUAGCUUGGAAUUACAUGCAUUUUGUGAUGCCAGUCUCUCAGCUUACGGCACCUGUAUCUACGUAGUAUCUCGUUUAGGUGGACACGCACAUUCCACGUUGCUCUGUUCAAAAUCAAGGGUUGCGCCAUUAAAAACGGUCACAGUUCCUAAACUAGAGUUAUGUGCAGCUGCGCUUCUGGCUCAAGUAAUUCAGUCUAUAUGCAAUUUACGAAUAUUUAACUGUCGGUUCUUUUGCUGGUCGGAUUCUACAACGGUUUUGUCAUGGAUCAAGGAGGAGCCUUCACGUUUUAAUAUUUUUGUCGCCAAUCGCAUUACAAGUAUACAACAUUUAACAAAUGGCAUGGAGUGGCGGUAUGUACCAACACAUCUGAACCCUGCAGACAUCUUGUCGAGAGGUGCAUCGCCCAUAGAGUUAUCAAACUCUUCACUUUGGAAAUUUGGACCCCCAUUUCUGCUUGAUUUGGAAACAAAUUGGCCUAAAAGUAGUAUUCGCGUUAGAAAUUUACCUGAACGGCGAAAAAUGCAUUACUUUCGUCAACUUCAGUAACUGAUAUUUCGCUUGAUUGUAAAUAUAUAAACUCCUUUACAGUAAUGCAGCGCAUAUAUGGUUACGUCCACAUGUUCAUCAAAAAGGACCAUUCUGGUAUUCUCGAUACAACACACAUUCAACAAGGAACCUGGUAUUUACUUCGCAUGGUGCAAAGAGUGAAUUUUUCUUCUGAAUACAAAGAUCUUAAAAGGUCUGUGCCAAUAAGUACUUCGAGUAAAUUGGCGUCCUUGUCACCAUUUUUAGACUCAUUUGGACUUAUUCGAGUAGGUGGUCGUUUAGAAAAUGCAUUAUUGGAUUACCAUUCACGACAUCCAAUCAUUCUACCCAAGGGACAUCCCCUAACAGAAUCUAUUAUAACACAUUUUCACCAUCAGAAUUUACAUGCCGGACCUCAAGCAUUACUUGCUGCAAUACGACAACAAUAUUGGCCCCUGGGAGGAAAAAAGGUGGUGAGUCACAUAAUAAGCAAGUGCGUGCGAUGUUUCAGAUUACGACCCAAGAUUUGCGAACAGAUUAUGGGAAACUUACCAGAAGACCGCGUCCGUCAAAGUCGAGCCUUUCUUAUCACCGGAGUUGACUAUUGCGGACCGUUCUACUACCGAUCUGAAAUAAGAAGCAGACCAUCAACGAAAUGUUACAUAAGUCUCUUCAUAUGUUUUACAACGAAGGCGGUUCAUAUGGAAGUCGUAAAGGAUCUAUCAACUGAAUCCUUUCUAGCAGCAUUGCGUCGUUUUUAUUGUACCCGUGGAAAACCAAAGGUCAUUUGGUCUGAUAACGCAACAAACUUUGUUGGAGCAAGAAAUGAAAUGGCAGAAUUACAGCAACAAUUUCUCAAGCAGCAACAUGUUGAAGCAGUUUAUCGUCAGUGUCUUGUUGAAGGAAUUGACUGGAAGUUUAUUCCACCUCGGUCUCCUCAUUUCGGAGGUCUUUGGGAGGCCUCAAUUAAAAUAGCGAAAUUCUAUUUCUGGCGAAUUGUUGGUUCUGCAGUACCCACUUUUGAUGAACUUAGAACACUCGUAUGUCAGAUCUCAGCAGUCAUUAACUCUCGACCACUUUGUCCAAUUACAGAAAAUCCCGAUGAUUUAGAUGUUCUCACACCAGGCCAUUUCCUUAUAGGUGCACCACUAACGUCUAUACCGGAACCAAACCUUUCAACAAUAAACACCAGUCGACUGAGCAACUGGCAGCGAAUACAAUUCAUGCAACAGACUUUUUGGAAGAGGUGGAGUUCCGAAUAUUUAUCACUUUUGCAACAACGCUCACGAUGGCGAUAUCCAAGGAACAAUCUCCCAAUUGGAACUCUUGUCCUUAUAAAGGAUGAAGCAUUGCCACCACUCAAAUGGCUGCUUGGAAGAGUCACUAAGGUCUUCCUGGGGAACGAUUCUAAAGUUCGUGUAGCUGAAGUUAAAACGGCCAAUGGUAUUUGCAAACGAGCCAUCUCUAAAUUGUGCGCUCUUCCCAUCGAUGAUCAUUUAGCUGGCGGUAUGACUCGCCAUCGGGGGGAGUAUGUUCAGAGCACUCAGAGCGCCACCUGAUAAUUAAGUGGCAUCACCUACUACUUUUUGUAAAUUUUGGCACUCUGCAAUCCUGUCAUACAUUAGAUGUAACAAUUGCUUAAAUAAAUAACAUUCGCUUUUAUAACGUGAACAAAACAA
Bactrocera neohumeralis is the source of this 2562-nucleotide messenger RNA. RefSeq lists its product as uncharacterized. Gene Ontology annotation, biological process: DNA integration. Bases 949 to 2442 code for a protein of 497 amino acids. Gene Ontology annotation, molecular function: nucleic acid binding. The transcript has a single exon. Lineage: Eukaryota; Metazoa; Arthropoda; Insecta; Diptera; Tephritidae. The record is from RefSeq and is a predicted model, not a curated record.